AUAAAUUAAUGUAGAGAUGUAAUGAAGAGACAUUCUGAAGUCUUGCUAAAACUGACAUCGAUAGUUUUCAAAAACGAUCGAUAGUGGCGACAGUUUUUAACUAUCGAUACUAUCGAUGUUACUAUCGAUAAUAUCCCAGCUCUACUGCAAGGCGAAUUCACGGUUUGUUUUGUAUAAAAUGUAUUUUUUCGUAUAUUUCGAGGCGAAGCUAUAUAAAUAAAUAAUAAAUAAAUAAAUAAAAACAUAAAUAAAUAUAUGUAUAAAUUCGCCUUGGUAUACGUUUUGCACAUCAUAAGUGAUCAAUAGUUUAAUUGUGACCGACGACCGAGGGCAUAAAUAGUUAAUAAUAAUGAGCAAUGCUUCCAUUUUGUCAGACCUUAGACCAUGUGGUUAUGUCUUGGCCACUAGCCAGUAUAAAUAUUUUGCAUUGAAAUGCCUUUAUUGUGACAAAAAUUAUGGUCAAUGGGCAACAUUUCUGCAGCAUUUAAGGGAGCUUCAUAUGGGUGUUGAAGAAGAAACACAAUGGCUUAUUGAAUGUCCUGAGGAUGCAUUGGAAUCACAGGUCGAAAGUAAAAGACUGACAACGGUGGAUUGUCAUACGCAUUGUGUCGACGUAGACAUGGAAACGAAUGAUAGAAGGAUUUCCCCGAACCAGAGUGAGUUGAAUAAAAAGGUUAAUGAAUUGGAAGAUAUAUCCGAGGAAAGUCAACUGGAUCAAGAUGUCAAUGCCGAGAGUGCGGAGAACGUACUAGUUGUAGAUUCUGAUAAUGAAAACUCAUUAAACAAAUCUAUUUACGAAGAAGAUAUAAAUGAUUCACAGGGGGAUUUACAUUUUAACAUGAAUCAAAAUCCUGUAUCUCCAGAAUCUUUUACACAAGAGGUGAGAUGAGUUCAAGUAUAAAAGCAAAUAAAAACAUUAGUUUCGUAAAACUCAACU
Rhagoletis pomonella (apple maggot) is the source of this 937-nucleotide messenger RNA. RefSeq lists its product as uncharacterized. The coding region runs from base 350 to 889 and encodes 179 amino acids. Lineage: Eukaryota; Metazoa; Arthropoda; Insecta; Diptera; Tephritidae. The record is from RefSeq and is a predicted model, not a curated record. The transcript has a single exon.